AUGGCGUCGACCCUUUGGAAGAGGCAAGGAGGUCCCAUAGGAGACAACAACAACCAAGGAUACGGAGGAUACAACGGUUACGACAGCUACGAUGAUGGAGACGUCGACUGGUGGUGGACUUCUCACCCGCAGACCGGUAUGGCCGUGCGCUACGCCAUCGUCGCCAUCCUCUUCGCCGCCCUCCUCCUCUUCUUCGUUGGCGGCUAUUACCACGCCCAACGUCGCGUCCGCCGAGGUCUCCCACCGCUCACAUACCACCGCUGGAUGGUGAGGAGAUCGUACUACUACCCUCCGCAGCAGCAACCGCAGUACCCAUAUCCGGCUCGGAAUAGCUACGGCAUGGAGGGAUACCCGCCGCCUCCGCCUGCGUACAACAACUAUGAAGCGCCGCCGCCGGUAUACCAGCCACCACAAGGAGCGAGCAAGGCGAUGGCGGACCAGAACUGGCGGGAGACUGGCAGACCUGGUGAGGGGAGUGGUAGCGCUGGAGUUGCGGCACCUGGGCCGGCUGCGCAGUAG
Messenger RNA from Saxophila tyrrhenica, 519 nucleotides. RefSeq lists its product as uncharacterized. Bases 1 to 519 code for a protein of 172 amino acids. The record is from RefSeq and is a predicted model, not a curated record. Lineage: Eukaryota; Fungi; Ascomycota; Dothideomycetes; Mycosphaerellales; Extremaceae. The transcript is spliced from 2 exons.